This is a messenger RNA of Drosophila obscura, 3033 nucleotides long. Its product is annotated as pickpocket protein 11. Gene Ontology annotation, cellular component: membrane. The transcript is spliced from 5 exons. Gene Ontology annotation, biological process: sodium ion transmembrane transport. NCBI's taxonomy places the organism in Eukaryota, Metazoa, Arthropoda, Insecta, Diptera, Drosophilidae. The record is from RefSeq and is a predicted model, not a curated record. Gene Ontology annotation, molecular function: ligand-gated sodium channel activity. The coding region runs from base 1477 to 3033 and encodes 518 amino acids.
AGUUAAUGUUCUUAAGUUAUUUAUUUAUUGUUGCGUUCAGAUGUAUAUUGUUUUCAACAAAUACUUAGUUUAAACCUGUUUCAUUCAAACAAAUGCUGCUUGGUGAUCAAAUACUAAUCGUUUUCCUCUCUGCCAGUUCCAGCUUCCUCUAAGACAUUCUAACGGUGCUUUGGAACUGGCGCGGGAGUGUUUCCAAUGUGGAAAAUAGUAAAAAAAAAAAAAAAAUGCGACGCAGUUCGGUCGAUGCAAUGAAUCCUCUUUUCUUGUGUACAAAUGGAGCAUGGGUGAUCAGUCUUAUGGGCCAGACAUCUGGUGUGGUGCAGAUCCAGCUGCAGUCGCCGACGCCAUCUUGCUUUAGAUCUUGAGACAGCUGCGGUGGCCUCCAUUCCGUGCGUAGACCUCCUCGAAGGCGUGGAUAAGCUCGUCCAUGCCCUUCAACAAGCCCUCCUCGCGAUUCCCGGGCGUCCAGGCACUGCGAUGGUUUACACACAUUUGUGCUGGCAGCUGGCGGGACUUGGCAAAGUCAAUCAGCCACGCGCCAACCCGCUCAUUGUCGUACACAAUGAAUAUGCUGGAGCCGACGAUCUCGUGGCGGUUGAAGAAGGCGGACUGCUCGACGACCAGGCGCAUGUGCUUUAGACGCUUCAACAGCUCCUUCAGGACGGACUUGCGGGCGGCCAGGAAUUGCUCAAUGGUCUGCGAAAUCUGUUCGCUGCUGCGGCAGGUCUUCAAAUCCUUGACGGGGGCAUGACCGCGCAGGCGGAGGGCCUCGAUGCGAAAGCCCUUGGAGUGGGAGGAGGAGAGUGACUCGCGGAACAGCAUGUAGCGCAGUUUUGUGAUGGCUCGCGCCUCGUGCUCGGCCGCCGUCGGUGCGCUCUCAUCCACGGCAAGCAUUUUCUGGUACAAGUCGGGCCGGAGCGUGGCAUUGCUCACCUCCGACUCGAGGAAGGUGCGGCAGCCCAUCUUGAUGUCCAUCACGCAGGGAUCCUUGAAGCCGGCCAGCAGGUCCUGCAGCUCGAUGUAGUGCUGCGACUGCAUCUCCCGUAACCCGAAGUACUCGGGUACAAUCUGUGCCGUCUGUGGCUCCUGGCAGAUCUCGCGGUAGGCAUGAACCUCGCUGUCAUCGAUGCCCACGAUGCGCUUCCGCACAAUCCCCGUCAACAUGGGCACGAUGCUCUCUGGAUGGCCGGACAACUGCAUCCAGCCCUGGGGCUUCGUUUGUUGCUGCUGGAGAAGAUGUGGAGUGGCAGGGGCGCUCAGUUCCAGGGCAUUCUGCAACAGAGGAGAAGAAAGAGAAAAAAAUAGUUGGGGGCGUGUGAUCACAACAACUGAUUCAAUGCACACACGAAUACCGAGAGGUGAAAGUACUUCCAUGAUGUUCUGUUGAUUGUGGAUUUUACAACUUAAGGGCGUGUGGCUGGCAGGAAUGCCAUUAAGGCACUCCCACGGCCUAUAUAUACGGAGUACACUUCAGACAUGACUGCCCUGAAAAGAGAAGAGUCCCCGCCUCCAGUAUAUACGGUUUAUUUUGAGGACUAUCUCAGGCCAAAGAAACACCAGGAAAAAGCACAUCUGCAACAUUUUGUGAGGCCAGCAGGGAAAAUCUCAGGCGUAGCCAGGAGCUUAAAGCGUCUGAAGAUACUCCGAUGGCACUCUAGAAUCACCCAACGCUUUCAGCAGCUGCCUUUGCCCAGUUUUCUGGGCUUCCUGCGAGCCCGCAAGGAUGAUGGCCUAUGCAAGCAAAAGUCUGGCUUCGAGAUCUACUGCGAAAUGGCCAGCAUCCAUGGCUUCCAUGUGUUUGUCGGCGCUGAGACCUGGCAUCGCAUUUUCUGGUGGCUUCUCAUUUGUACCGCGGUGAUUCUUUCGAACGUCAUCCUCCUCACGGCGCCCAAAGAGGGGCCCACCAUACGUUUCAUAGACAGCAUGAUGAAGCCAAACUCAGAGAUUCCCUUUCCGGCGGUCACUAUAUGCAGUUUGAAUCAAGUUUCCAAGGAAAGGCUACAGAAAAGAGCCAUGGAAUGGAAAGUGUCGGAGGAAACGCUGCUGAAUGGAGCCAUGGAGGAACUGUUUCGAACGAAUCUUAGCUGGUCGCAGCUUCUGGAGGAUCUGGCUCCCCCAAUCUGUGAGCAGAUCCGUGCGUGCAAUUGGGAAAAUCGUGUAGAAAGCUGCCUGGGUGAACUAAAACCAUUUUGGACCUUUGAUCAUCGUCUCUGCUGUAGCUUUAACCAGCAAAAAGAGCUCUACACUUACCAGUUGGGAGUUAGUUUCGUCUUAAACCCUCGAAAAGAGGACUACGGUGGCUCAAGAAUUGCAUCCGAUGGCUUUGAGGUGCUUAUCCAUGAAUCCCAAACGGUAACAAAUGCUGCCACCAUGAGGAUUCUGAUUCCAAGUGGUUCAGAAACCCACCUAAUGGUGCGACCCUUUUCCACGAAGUUCACAUCGAAUCUGGCAAGGCUUCCCAUCCAGCAACGUCGCUGCUUUCUACCCGAUGAGCGCCGUCUGUGGUUCUAUUCGACAUAUAGCCUAAGCAACUGCCUUUCCGAGUGUCGCAGCAAAAGAAUCCUUGAUUCCUGCGGUUGUGUACCGCCCCAUGCUCCUGGGGAAAGCAGCUGGCCCAUUUGUGACCUAAAGCAAGUGGCGUGUGUAAGGGAGUAUGAUGGUAUUUGUGAGCAGAUUACGGCGGUGGAGAGGGACUGCAAUUGCCUGCCGCCAUGCAAAUUCCAUCGCUAUGAAUUCGAGAGUGAUGUGAGUCCCAUAAAGGGAUCCCAUUCCAAUUCCUGGAACGAGGUCCGCCUGCAGGUCUACUACGAACUGGCAAUUAGCGAAGAGCUGCUUUUGGACGUGUACGAGACCUGGCUGGCAUUCAUAGGAACCUUUGGCGGCGUAAACGGCCUAUUUAUGGGCUGCAGUUUCGUGUCGGUCUUCGAGCUAAUAUUCUUUACGUGUGUGCGACCCACUUGCAACUGGCUGGCGCGCCAGCAGAUACUCUGGCGACGCCGCAGGAAACAAGCAAAAGUGGGCUUGGCUCAUUAG